AUGACGCAGCGAACUGGUGCAAAUGGCUCACACGCAGCCGCCGCCGCAGCCACCAACGGCGGUGAGACAUCGAGAUUCAAGGUCCAGUCGACCAGCAGCUCCGACCGCGACUCCCAGUCCAACGAGACGACCGACAAGCGGCCCUCGAGCGCGCCCGGCCGCAAGAAUGGCGUCUCUGCCGGCGACACCAGGGAUGACAUUAGCAUCGAGGCUGAGCGACCGACCCGACCGGUGAAGCCAUCACUCCAGCGCUCAAAGAGCGAAUAUGCGCCGCGACAGGCCGAAGAAUCGGACCACGAAGAAGAUGAAAUCCAUGAAUGGGGAGCUAGACAUGGUUUUGAAGACCACUACCAGUCAGAACAUAUCAUUUCUCAGCUUGCGAAUAAUUGGUACAUGUAUUUUACGGAUAAACGGCACGAAACCACUGCCAAGCCCAAGGCGGUGCAGUACGAACUCCAAGAUUGGCGCCAAAGAGAUAGGCUCAAGACAGUAUCUGCAGCCCUUGCUGUAUGCUUAAACAUCGGUGUCGAGCCUCCCGACCAGCUCAAAACCAAUCCGGGCGCAAAGCUAGAGGCCUGGACAGAUCCUACCAUUCCUCCUAUACAGAAGGCGCUCGAGAACAUUGGCAAGUCCCUCCAAGCGCAAUACGAGACUCUUGCAAUUAGAGCCCGUUACAAGCAGUACCUGGACCCCUCAGUUGAAGAGACGAAAAAAUUCUGCAUAUCUCUUCGUCGCAACGCCAAGGACGAGCGCGUGUUGCUGCAUUACAACGGCCACGGUGUGCCAAAACCGACGGCGUCGGGCGAGAUUUGGGUAUUUAACAAGACCUAUACUCAGUAUAUCCCAGUUUCAUUGUACGAUCUGCAGCAAUGGCUUCAGGCCCCCACCAUCUUCGUGUGGGAUUGCUCAGAGGCCGGCAACAUUCUCAACAAUUAUCACCGAUUCGUCGAUAAACAUGACGAGGAGGAGGAGGAAGCCGCACAGCGGGAUCCUCAUUACGUCAAAACAAAUUAUAGACCUUAUAUUCAUUUAGCUGCGUGUGCGGUCAAGGAGAAUCUCCCCACCAAUCCACUGCUCCCUGCCGAUCUGUUCACGUCAUGUCUGACGACCCCGAUCGAAAUGGCACUCUGGUUCUUCGUUCUGCAGAACCCUCUCAAGACCAACAUUAGCCCUGAACGUGCCAAGAAGCUUCCCGGCCGUCUACAAGAGAGGAGGACACCCCUUGGGGAGCUCAACUGGAUCUUUACAGCCAUUACCGACAGCAUUGCAUGGACUACCCUGCCUCGGGAUCUGUUUAGAAAGUUCUUCAGGCAAGAUCUGAUGGUGGCCGCCCUAUUCCGGAACUUUCUGCUGGCGCAGAGGAUCAUGACUGUGUAUGGAUGCCACCCUCAAUCAUACCCCGCCUUGCCAGACACUCACCAGCACCCAUUGUGGGAAACGUGGGAUUUGGCCGUUGACAUGGCCUUGGCACAGCUACCCUUGCUGGAGAGAAAGGAAAACGAGGGUAUCGACUAUGAAUACCAGAAUUCUUCCUUCUUCACUGAGCAGCUGACUGCUUUCGACGUCUACCUCACCAGAGGAGACGCUGUGGCCCAAAAGCCCCCUGAUCAAUUGCCAGUUGUCCUUCAGGUACUCCUGAGCCAGCAGCAUAGGGUGCGAGCCUUGAUAUUGUUGGGAAGAUUCCUUGAUCUGGGGCCAUGGUCGGUUCAGCUGGCUCUCAGCAUUGGCAUCUUCCCGUACGUUCUAAAGUUGUUGCAAUCUGCUGCAACCGAACUAAAGCCCGUGAUGGUUUUCAUCUGGGCAAGACUCAUUGCCGUGGAUAUUUCAUGCCAGCAAGACCUUAUCAAGGACAGCGGUUACAGCUACUUUGCACAGAUUUUGAAACCAUCCGAGGCUUUGCCCGUCGUGAAUGGCGAUGAGCACAAGGCCAUGUGCGCUUUUAUCCUGGCCAUGCUGUGCAAGGGCUACAGAAACGGCCAGAUGGUAUGCAACCAGACGGAAAUCAUGAGCUACUGCCUGGCCCACCUGCAAAACGAGGGCAACCCCCUCUUGCGCCAAUGGGCUUGUCUAUGUAUCAGCCAGCUGUGGCAAGAUUUGCCCGAGGCCAAAUGGCGUGGCAUUCGAGAAAAUGCUUACGCCAAGCUAGCAUUCCUCACCAAGGAUCCAUGCUGUGAAUUUUUGGUUGCGGCCUAUGAGCAGCUCCUUGAGGAGAAGGAGUAUCUGGUGUUCCCCCCACAAGACGAUGGGCAAGAUCACAAAAUGGGCCUGCACUAUGCCAGACCGGAUAACAGGCAGAGGGACGGGACCAUCAAGCCCACUGCUCACGGCCUCUCCCACAAUACGGUUUACAUGGCGUUCUGGAAACAUGCCUUGAUUCUGAGCGUUGACCCCCAUCCAGAGGUGCAGCGGGAAGCUACCACUGUUAUUGACUACGUCCACAAUGCUUUGAUUAACUCUAGCCUCGGCGAGGCUGCCCAUGCCUUGAUGGGAGAGGUCCAGAGAAGGGCAAACAGGGCGUCGCGCAGCAGAAGCACGGCUUCUUUGGGCCAGAGGACUAACGGGGCUCUUAGCCCUCAGCCUUUGCAAUCUCCUGGCCUUCUUAGACGAACAGCUAGUCUCUUAUUCCAGUCCUUCAUCAACAGCGAAGAAAAGUCUCGGCCUACCACCCCCAACAGCCCAGUUCCACCAAAGUCACCUUCAGCAAAGGUAUCUCCCGACCGGGUAUCUGCACCCCCUGAACAGAACGACUACUCUGGGCCCUCGGCAACAUACCACAAUGCGCGGGAGCCGGUUUCUGGCACGUAUGAAGAGCGUGACCUGACCAAGGAGCCAAGCCUGCCGCUUACGAGCAAGUUCCUCGAGUGGUCAAUCGAGUACUUCCGUGAGCCCCAGAUGAAGAACACCGAGGCGGACGAGCCUGGCAGCACCGACUACAACGAGAGAUUGUGGCGGAGAGCCAGGAAUGAAGCUAUUAUGAGAGAAACGCAACCGCUCAAACAUAUUGCGGGCGCUCACAGGUGGAACAAUCAGUUAGGCAUCAUUAACAACGGCGCCCAGCCUGCCAAGAUGACAUUCCACCAGUUUGAAGACCACUUGGCAGUGGCAGACGACGCCAACACGGUUUAUGUUUGGGACUGGAAGAAACAAGGACGCCUGAACAAAUUCUCCAAUGGCAAUCCAGAAGGUUCCAAGAUUAGUGACAUGAAGUUCAUCAAUGAAGACGACCAGGCCAUUUUGAUGACUGGAUCGUCAGAUGGCGUAAUCCGAGUAUAUCGCAAUUACGACUCGGAGCAGGACAUUGAGCUGGCUACGUCUUGGCGGGCACUCACUCACAUGGUUCCCAGCAAUGUCAACUCCGGAAUGGUUUUCGACUGGCAGCAAGCGACGGGGCGCGUCCUCGUUGCCGGCGACGUUCGAGUUAUCCGGGUGUGGUUUGCUGGGCAUGAGACGUGCAUAAUGGACAUUCCUGCCCGAUCUGGCUCAUGUGUUACCUCCCUCACAUCGGACCAGAUGACGGGCAACAUCUUUGUGGCCGGGUUUGGUGACGGCGCCGUCCGCGUCUUCGACACGAGGCUGAAGCCGCAGGAAUCCAUGGUGCGCAAGUGGAAAGACGAGUCGGAUCGCCAAUGGAUCAAGAGUGUACACAUGCAGCGUGGAGGAAAGCGAGAGCUGGUGAGCGCUAGCCGCAAUGGCAAAAUCAAGGUGUGGGAUAUCCGCAUGGACAAGCCUUUGCAUUCCUUCCAGACAACGCGGGACACUCUACGGACGGCAAGCGUGCACGAGCAUCUGCCGGUAUUUUCAGUGGGCACCUCUGCUCAUGUCGUCAAAGUGUUUAACCUGAGCGGCAACGAGCUUUCUCGACUCGAGCCCUACUCAAGCUUCCUGCAGCAGAACCGGGGAUCUCCCAUCUCAGCCACGGCAUUCCACCCGCAUCACCCGAUUCUUGGCUGCGCAGCACGAGGCGAUCACCACAUUAACCUAUUUACGUGCGAGAAGACUGAGCCGCUGCAGCUUACUUAGUGGUCCAGGCCACGGCGCUAGAUUUUGUUUUUUGAAGGGCAGCUUGCUCAUUGGGCAUGUCCUUUUUUAUCGUUUAUGGCUGGAUUAUAAACCAACGGUUGUUUCAAUUUUUUCCCCCGAUGAUAUCAAGCGUUCCGCGGUGGAAGGGAAGACGCCGCCCCUAGGUUCCUCAUGAUUUGAAUAGAUGCAUUGAUACUGUU
Messenger RNA from Trichoderma virens Gv29-8, 4220 nucleotides. RefSeq lists its product as uncharacterized. Gene Ontology annotation, biological process: TOR signaling; regulation of autophagy; positive regulation of cell growth. Gene Ontology annotation, cellular component: cytoplasm; TORC1 complex. Lineage: Eukaryota; Fungi; Ascomycota; Sordariomycetes; Hypocreales; Hypocreaceae. Gene Ontology annotation, molecular function: protein-macromolecule adaptor activity; protein binding. The transcript is spliced from 4 exons. The record is from RefSeq and is a predicted model, not a curated record. Bases 1 to 4020 code for a protein of 1339 amino acids.